Molecule: messenger RNA, 2936 nt
Organism: Etheostoma cragini (Arkansas darter)
Lineage: Eukaryota; Metazoa; Chordata; Actinopteri; Perciformes; Percidae
Product: leucine-rich repeat flightless-interacting protein 1
Exons: 6
Coding region: 152-1132 (326 amino acids)
Source: RefSeq, a predicted model, not a curated record
CAGUUUGGUCCCCUUGGCUCUCCGUAGAUCACAGCCUGGGCGUCGGCAGUACUUGGUUGCUACUGCUGCGUAGGAAAAACACCUCUUCACCAAGAGAGCUCGGAGGUGUCUAUUACAUAAACGAAAACGUAGCAAAUAUCAAACGUACAAAAUGCAUUCGGUCACGCUGGAAAUCAGUGGUUCGCCACGGAAACGGACGUUAUCUCGGGGACUUAGCGAGGAUGAGUCGCUCCGCUGCAUAAUAAAAGAGACCGAGAGUUCAUCCAGGCGUCUGACACGAAGCGACAGCCGAGCAGGAUUCCUGAAGAAGAGGAGUGACAGUCAGCAGUCUGACCAGGACAUUUUAAUGGGACUCCCAGAAAUGCUGGAGCUGCAGGCCAACUAUGAUGAGGUGGUGCAGGAGCUGCGUGGGCUGGAGGUUGAGCGAGAGACUCUGUUGUUCCAGGUGGACUUCCUGCAGGACACUCUGGAGGGUGUGGAGGAGCUGCUGGCUGAAGCCCAGAGGGAGGCUGGACACGCAAGAUUGGAGUUGGAACGAGAGAGAGAGGCCAAGAGUAAACUGGAGAGCACGGUCUGCUCUCUAAUGCAAGAGGUGGAGAGAUUAAAAGAGGAGCGGAAUAACAAACCAUCUGCUCCAGCAAACGAACAUUCAAGUUUUGACGAGGUAAUGAGACAAAAACACCAAAUGAAAAAUGAUGCAAAGGAAUUGAUGGAAGACGCCUCGUUGUAUGAACCCCAUGGCAGCGAAAGCAGAGGUAAAGCGUCGGAGGAAGAGGGACAGAGUGAAGGGACAGACCUGAUGAAGCUGCGGAAGUUGGGAAAUAAGCCCCUGGGCCACAUGCCCUCUCUUGCAGUAGACAACCCAUUUUCUGUAGACGGCGUCCUGCAGAGGCCUUAUGAAAAUGACGUCAAGGACGGACAAGAUCCUUCCUCCGACAGGGCCGACUCGGACAGCAUCAGUGCCUACGAGGAUGCGUCUGCUGAGACUCCAGAGCAGGACCGUCUGUUUCCGGGUAACGCAAACACUUGUGAGCUGCCUUAUGAUUCAGAGAAAGGCUCUACUAACAACUCCACGGUCAAUGACGGGGACAACCAAAACCCCAAAAACCCUGAUGCUUGUCUUGUGUCUUAAUCUUUUUUAUUUUCUACUGGGCAAGAGGUCAACAAUUAUUGAUCAUUUGGUGGUAAUUCAAAAGCUCUUUGAUUUGCAAUGUACCCAUAUCUGAUAUUUGUGUUUGUAGAAAACAAUCAGAGUUGUAAUUCAUGCUCCAGCUUCUCAAAUGUGAGAAUUGCUGCUUUUCUUUGACACUAUAUAUCUAUAUAUAGAUAGCUGGAUAGAUAGAUUUGAAAUGAUGGUGGGAAUUUGAAGACACUGUAAUAAUAAUUUUUCACUAGUUUUUGACAUUUUAUAACUAAAUGAUUAAUCAGUUAAUUUGUAGCUCGAUUGAUAAUGAAAAUAAUGGUUUAGUGCAGCCCUGUUUGUAAAACACUGUAGCGGAAUUGUAAGUUUCAGUUUUAAAUUCAGAACAAAGAAUCUCAGGAUCCAGGUUUGUGACUAGCUAGGAAUUCCACUAAUGACUGCAUAAUAUUUGCCAUUAAUUUCUAUCUUAACUUAUUUUUGUAACACGUUGCUAGACAUGGAAAAUAGUCUGUGCUGCUUUGACCUUUUACUUUUUACCUUUUAAUAAGGUGUAUCUGUGUACCAACAGCUGCCAGUAAACACCGUGAGCUCUGUAAGUAUAUGAACAGGGACUAUUGAUGUUUUGGUUCCAGUCACAGUAGAAGGUUGGGAAUUUAGAGAGGUAGUCGAUCACAGUUGUUAACUGCAUUUAAAGUGCAGAUUUGACGUGGCUGUCCUCACCGUACGGAAAGUCUAAGACUUCUGACGUAUCCCUUUUGGAAGCUUAGAGCAGGUACACAUAAUCCAAAGCAGUUGUUUGUAAACUUUAUAAGAAACAGAUUUUUCAAUGAAGGGAAAAUGCCAUCUAUUUGCUGAUCUUAACAAGAAUAUUUAUUUUUUUAUCUUUCAUAUACGUCCCUUUUUCCUGUUUUUAUGUUCAGUUUAAGGGAAUUGAUUUGGCUGCAUUUGCACUUUCUAAAGUUCUUGUAUUGUGGCAUAAAUUUGUCAGAUUCUAUCAGAAACCACAUUCCCUCAUUGACCAAACACGCCAGCGAGAAGUUAUCAGCUGUCCUGCUGCAAGCUGUGUUCUCCGCCUGCACGGUAAUGCUGUAUGUUUGCACAUUUGCAGAGAAAUUUGCUGAAAUUAGUCUCUUUGGGUGUCUAUGAUUGCUGUAAACCUUUUCUAUUUAAUCAUGAUUGUUUACGUUUUUUUUUUUACAAUGUGACAUUUCUUUAAUGCUUGAUGCUAGAACAGACCCUUUCACCUCAUUUGUGAUAGUUUGCAUGAGCACCUAAGAAUGUAUAUUGAUUUCCAGACUGCACGUGAAUUGAUCAGUGUCGUUUAUUAAAACCUUUGCACACAGUACACCUAUAUAAAAUAGUACUUUGAUCUAAGGUAUUUACUGCAAUGAUUGGUGUUUUGAAGGGGUUUGCAAAUAAUGUAUUGUUCUGUAAUUUCCUGGUCUUAAAGGUGAAUCUUUAGCAAAGUUCACUAAUAACUUCAGUUUUAAUGGAACCUAUAGGACACUAAAUGAAAAUCACAAUUUUGUAUCGGAUUCUGUUGCACAAAAAACAAAAGUGGAAUAGUAUUAAGACAUUUGUGGAAAUUUGAAACUAUAGUAGAAUGUUUGCAGUGCCUCAUUUAGCUGCUUAUUGUAUGUGUUUAAGGCAGUGGGUUAAUUAGAGCCCGACCGACAUAUCAGCGGGCCGAUAGGCUAUCUGUAUCGGCAUUUAUAGUGGCUUAUUAAAAAACAAACAUAUUUUUAAAUAUUCAUCAGAAUCAUUUAUAAUGACGGGAUUCUGAUAAAUGAAUAUU